This is a messenger RNA of Daucus carota subsp. sativus, 1963 nucleotides long. RefSeq names its product amino acid transporter AVT1I. Gene Ontology annotation, biological process: amino acid transmembrane transport. NCBI's taxonomy places the organism in Eukaryota, Viridiplantae, Streptophyta, Magnoliopsida, Apiales, Apiaceae. Bases 588 to 1874 code for a protein of 428 amino acids. Gene Ontology annotation, cellular component: membrane. Gene Ontology annotation, molecular function: amino acid transmembrane transporter activity. The transcript is spliced from 3 exons. The record is from RefSeq and is a predicted model, not a curated record.
GUCAAAUUAAAAACAGAAUCAGAUCCAAAAUAAAUGAGUAUAUGCCUCGAGACUCCCCCAAAAGUCUCACUUUCUAGUUCUUCACCUUACUAUUUCUUCAUCAUCUUCCCUUGAUAGUUUUGUUAACAUGCUGGUAUGGUAAAAUCAUACUUAUUGAUACUACAAUUAUUGUAUUGUUUUGAUGUUCAUCAAUUCUGUACCAUCCCCCAGGAGUAAAUUCAUCUGUACAUAUUAAACAAAAUUUACUCUGCGGUAAAUUUUUCGACAGGAGUCCCACAAAGGUAGAUUAGAAAGCUCUGGUAAAAUGCUCACCUAAUUCAUUGUUUUUAUUGACUCCAGUGAGAUUUUCUUACCUCAUUCGUUGAAUGCAUGGAGUAUUAUAUACACCACACACAGCAGCACAUGCAAUUUUUGUUUUUAUUUUCUUCUCCCCAUAAACUUGCACCCAGAAAACUAGGUUGAUCCGGGAAAGCCUGCAAGGAAAAUUAUUGUGUUAGGGAAAGAUCAAUCUAUUUUUCUGUUGUAAGGAAUCAAACUGGUUGCAAUCAAGUUGACCCUUAAGCUCUCUCUUGUUCUUGCUCAUAUCCAUGGACUCCGAAACGCAUGAAAAUGGGUACUCUUCUGUUACUAUACCCUUCUUGCAUGCCACAGACGAGAAGUCGCAGAAGGAGGAAGCUGAGGUCCUUCGUCUUCAUUCAGCUGGCCGUACCUCAUUUUUCAACACUUGCUUCAAUGGCCUCAAUGCUCUCUCAGGGGUUGGGAUACUAUCGACACCAUAUGCAUUAUCCUCAGGAGGGUGGUUUAGUUUGCCACUUCUGUUCAUUAUUGCUACAAUGGCUUUCUACACAGCCUUGUUGAUUCAAAAGACCAUGGAUGCAGACCCAAGUAUUAGGAGUUAUCCUGACAUCGGUGAGCGUGCAUUUGGUAGAAAAGGGAGAAUGCUGGCAUCUAGCUUUAUGAAUUUGGAGCUCUACUUCGUAGCUAUAGGGUUCUUGAUUCUAGAAGGAGACAAUUUGCAUAACAUAUUUCCAGACGGAUUUCAGUUAAAUGGACUUAAAGUUCAGGGAAGGGAAAGCUUUAUAAUGAUUGUAGCUCUUGUUAUACUACCUACGAUUUUGUUGAAGAACUUGAGCAUUCUGUCUUAUGUAUCUGCAACUGGAGUUAUAGCUUGUGUAAUCAUUCUUGGCUCAAUUAUCUGGACUGGAACAUUUGAUGGUGUCGGAUUCCACCAAAAGGGUGUAGCUGUGAAUCUUAAUGGUAUCCCGAUUGCUGCUAGCUUAUACGCCUUCUGCUAUUGCGGUCAUCCAGUAUUCCCAACCCUCUAUACCUCUAUGAGAAACAGAAAGAAUUUCACCAAGGUGAUGUUCUUAUGCUUUUUCCUAUGUACUCUCACUUAUUCAUCGAUGGCGGUGUUUGGAUAUCUUAUGUUUGGUGCAGAUGUACAAUCAGAGAUAACUCUAAACCUUCCUAAAUCUAAAGUGGGUUCAAAAAUUGCAAUAUACACUACCCUGGUCAAUCCAAUUGCUAAAUAUGCGCUGAUGGUCACUCCAAUCGUGCAUUCGAUAGAAAGCAGGUUCCGGUCUUACUGCAAUAAACGAUCGUUUAGUCUCUUGAUCAGAAUCACCCUGCUGAUCAGCACCAUUAUUGUAGCACUUGCUGUCCCAUUUUUUGAAUUGCUCAUGUCCCUCGUCGGAGCUUUUCUAAGUAUGACAGCAUCUAUCAUACUUCCUUGCAUGUGCUAUCUGAAGAUUUCCGGUGCUUAUCAAAGACUAGGAAUCGAAACGGGAAUAAUAUGGGCCAUUCUAUUGUUCGGUGUAUUGAUUGUUAUUGCUGGUACUUACACCUCUCUGGUACAGAUUAUUGGCCAAAUGUAAGCUAUGCAUAAUGUAUCAGUUUAUAAACUACAUUGUUAUCAAGAAAAUAAGGAUUGCUGGUAUAUUGUGUUAUCUACCUACAUCUACAA